AUGAUUAAUGGAUUGGUAACCAAGUGGAACCGGCGACUGAAAGAAGAUGAGUAUUUGCGAGCGUUGGAGCUAUCCAAGCUGGAGCAGUAUGAGGUUUUAAGGGGUUCGCACACUAACGGAGUGAUUAAUAAGACAGGUGGGGCACGAACAAUAGGUUAUGGUGUGUUGAUUUUGAUUGUGGUUAAUAAGAUUAUUGCGGAUGGUGUUGAGAGCAUUCCUGCGUGUUGGCAGUCUAUUGGAUUUAUUCCGAUGAUUGUAUCUUUGUGCUUCGUCGUGUGUGUGUCCGCCGUAUCUGUGCUGUUGAUGACCAAGUCGAUGGCGUUGAUCCCCGGGAAUCAGGAUUUAAGCCAUCGUUACGAAUAUAUGAACGUCGUCGACUUCUUUCUUUCACCUGUACAGAAGAUCUUGGUCAGGUUUUGCUUCAUUUACGUGCUACUAUACUCCACCCUCGAUCUUAAGGCCGUCACUGACACCGUCGAUGCUCUCCUCUUUGUACCUCUUUUCGGCCGUCGAGUUAUCAUCAACUUUAUAUGGUCCUCUUGGUGGCGGUCCUCCUGGUGGCGGUCCUCCUGGUGGCGGUCCACUACUACCACGGGAGGACUAUUUCAAUAUAAUACUUACGACCCUCAAGACACCUACUCCGACGGGAUCAUCAAUUACAUGAAAAUGUCAGACAGUCUUUCCAUUUGGGACAGAAUACGACUACCAAACUACGUCAGCGAAAUGCUUUCCUACCUCCCAGGAGAAAAAUUUGACACAUUGGGAUACAAUAUAUCGCCAUCCUACGUCUUCUUAUUGAGCUUUAUUGUUUUCUUAUCACAGUACAACUUGGAAGAGAAUCAAUGGAUCAGCGUCGCUGCAUUCUCAGUAUCCGCUACCAUUUGGCCUCUAGUUUUCAUCAUAAGCUUAUUCAAAGUUGUUUCCAGCUAUGCCACGCUCGUAACGGUCUUCAAGCGGCUACAAGACGUAUUUCUCCAACCAAACUCGUGGGCGCGCAUUAAAAAUGCGCUAACAAACACGUUUGCAAACACGUUUGCAAACACGUUUGCAAAUCCGUUUACUGAUUCCUUGACGAAUACCUUUGCGAAAAUGAAGGAUGAUCAGUCACUAUCGCGAUAUUUAUUAGUAUUUAAGCCGUGGAAGUAUUUAUCUUGGCGCGCAUUGGCGUGGAGAUCGAGUUCGACCCGACUGCGAAGGAUUUUCCAGACCUUUCUUACAACACAAGUCGCUGUAAAGAUGUCUCAUGAGAACCAGCUGUCUCUGUGCAACUCGCUGACGCAUGUGAUAAGCGAGGUGCCUGGAGUAAAUAAUUGGGUGGACCUGGAUGUUAGCAAGAUAGUGUCUUUGUACCAUGAGCUGGGAUCAGGGCCGGCCGGCGGUCUAGUAUCGGCCAGCGGUCUGGGAUCGGCCAGCGGUCUAGGAUCGGCCGAAGGUUUCGAGUUAGUACCGGGGUUGCCCUCUCAGUUUGGGGACGUGUCGCCCGUUAAGCCCGGGACCGGCAGUGUGUUGGGAUCAUUUCGAGAGUUCCCGGUAGCUCUUUUGGAUCCGCAUUACGCUGGGAUAUGCGGCCGUUGUUUCAGUGACCUAUGUUUCGAUACUGUGUGGGAGAGCGACUUGCUGCAGUGCCCGGGCGCGGCGAAGCUCAAGACAUUGGAAGCACUGCAGGUGUCUGAGGUUAUUCUCAACGGAUACACGAUGCUGUUUGAGCAGGACCCGGCCUUACCGCGCCUCUACGGAGUCGAUGGAGGCUGGGUCUCCGUUCUAACGGUCCUUGCCAAAGUUUUCACCUUGACUGAAAUCAUUCCUUCAAUCUCUAAUGAAGUACGGAAAGAGGUCAACCUUACCAACACUUGCUGGUGGGCCAUCAUGCUCUCUGCGGUCGUCACCUCCAUCUUCACCCUCAUUAUCGCAGCAGGCUUCCCCAAGACAUAUACAAUACACCCGGUCGCAAUCGUCCUCGAUAGAGUGUUCCCUCAGUCCAUCGGAAACCUUCUCGUACUUACAUAUAACAUUCUCACUGGCAUACCAAGUAAGCACCAAAACAAUGGGACUGACUGGUGA
This is a messenger RNA of Gregarina niphandrodes, 2061 nucleotides long. Its product is annotated as putative transmembrane protein. The record is from RefSeq and is a predicted model, not a curated record. The transcript has a single exon. NCBI's taxonomy places the organism in Eukaryota, Apicomplexa, Conoidasida, Eugregarinorida, Gregarinidae. Bases 1 to 2061 code for a protein of 686 amino acids.